Molecule: messenger RNA, 2892 nt
Organism: Neurospora tetraspora
Lineage: Eukaryota; Fungi; Ascomycota; Sordariomycetes; Sordariales; Sordariaceae
Exons: 4
Coding region: 1-2892 (963 amino acids)
Biological process (GO): proteolysis
Molecular function (GO): serine-type endopeptidase activity; protein binding
Source: RefSeq, a predicted model, not a curated record
AUGGAGUCCGACUACCCAGACUCUGAGCCCACCGGUCUGCACCGAGCGCAGACAUACAACACCAGCAGCGACGACUCUGGAUCUGAGGAUGAGCGCGAGCUACUACCUGAUCUACUCAAGGGUAUUCUCCGCGAUAUCGAUCAUGCCACCAUUCGUUUCCCGCUUGACGACUUCACCCAGCAACGGUGCGACGAACUCGCCUCCCAUGGCACUGGCAAAGGGGCCUCUUCCAAUGCCUUGCAUCUCCUUGUCUUCGAUCUAACCUUGCCCAAAAUGGUCACCACCAGUGCUCUCAAGGAGCUUAUUACUUUCCUGGUCCAGCAUCCAAACAAGCUCAUGGAGAGAAAAGACCAUCAAGGCUAUACGCCGCUUAUGCGCGCCAUCGAAGCAAAGAAAAUGGACGACAUGGUCGGCUGGAUGUGUGACGCACACCCCAACAUCGACGCUGUCCUGGCCAUUUGCAAAGACAAACGCGAGAAUUGUCUCCAUGUAGCCGUCCAGAAACGACACGCUUGCCUCAGUAAACUCAUCGAGAAAGCCAGCCCUAAAACCGUCGCCGCCAGAGACUCCAAAGGCAAUACCCCUCUUCACUGGGCUGCCGAAUACAAAAGGUGUCGAAACGACACUUGGCUCUCUGUGGUAAAACAGCUCGUGGCCAAAGGCGACGACAUCGUGAAGAACAGUGUUGAAGGUGACCUAAACAACGCCGGAUUGUCGCCAUACCUUCGCCACAUAGAGUCUCGCAUGCACGAUGAGGCUCGCAGGGAAAUUGACACAUCUCAAGAUAUGGUCCGCACCAAGGACAUGCUGGAAGGGAGGCUUCCCUUCAGGCAGCUUUCACGCGAAUCAGGGGAAGAGAGUGCUGCUUUUGAGUCAUUGUCUGCCUCGCGACCGGCUAAUCCUGAAAAGACAUCGAGGUAUAAUCGUUCUACGGCGGCAUACCGUGAUACGCGGAUGGAGUCAAGGUCACCCCUUCACCUGGCACUGCGCGGAGGUUUGCGGUUUAUACCACCGGAAGGGCUAGAAGAGAAACAAGCGCGCAAGCUGAAGGCCCAAGAUGAAAGAUCAGUCAAUCACAAGAAAUCCAGGGUCGAUAAAAAGGUUGCCGAGAGCGUACAACAGUUUCUCAAGUUACAUUACUUGCGAUCCCGCAGCGAGAACGAUUGUAGAGACAUACUAUAUCACUCUGAUUUCACCCCAGGCUUCCAAGAUCUGGUUCUGAAUCUUGACCUUUCCGGACGGACGGGCAUGACCGAGGAAGCAUUUAGCAAACUCAUCUCACAACUAAAGUUCGAAACGGUCCUGCAAUAUGUUGCCGUUCCCAAAAUUAUCAUUGAGAACACAAGAUCUUCCAACGUCAAUCCAACACAGAACGACGAAUCUACGGGCAGGCAUGAUCUAUCUCGAGUUUUUGAGAGCCUUCGGUCAAAGAAUGUCUGCAAGAUACUCAAGGUCGUUGUUGACGACACGCUGACGCCGCCACAUAGUGACAAGGUCAUCGAAGACUCUCUAAGACCAAUGAUGGUAGAAGUGUGGGAUUGGAAGAGGAUUGAUCUUUGCUCCGAGGUCAUUUACAAUGCCGUACCUACAGCUCGAGAGGUUUACCUUUACUCCAGCGGCAACAAUGCUGUUCUCCGCAGCUGGAGUGAGGAGGGUGGCCUGAAAAAACUCAAGUCUCUAGAGACUGUUCAUCUUCACGUGGAAACUGGAAUCGAGACCAAAGGGCGCAUGAAACUAUAUCUCGACGAAUUCACCGAAAGAAUGAAAAAGACUUGCCCAAAUGUUACAGUCCACAUCGACAGUCCCGCAGUUCGCAGGGCGAGGAAGGCAAAUGUCGGUGUAGCAAGAGCUAAUGGCAGAAUUAGCGAACCAACAACCAAAAACGACUGGAUGAUAUGUAUGAAAGAGUUUCGAAGGUUGCUGAUGAACGCCGAAAACAACCACAAGACUGAGAGCGGGAUGAAAGUUUGGCAAAGUAUUGAGACGCCCAUCACAGUUGCUCUCAUUGACGACGGCGUCGACAUAACACAGUUGGAGCUUGAUGCUGCCCCCUUAAUUAGCGGGCGGACUUUCUGCACAAGAGACGAGGUCAAACAUCUCAGUCAUCCGCAUUACGCUUCAAGUACCGGGCACGGAACUCACAUGGCGCAGAGCAUACACGCCAUCUGCCCGAGAGCCCAGUUCUUUAUCCUAAGGCUUGAGGAUUACCCAUCCGAGGAUGGUAGCUCACGGCAUAUUACUGCUAAAAGCGCAGCUCAAGCCGUCCGCGCAGCCGUCAAACAAAACGUCCACAUCAUCUCCAUGUCCUGGACAGUCGACAUCCAAGAAGACGAAGCCGCCGGCCAGGAGCUCGAAAGCGCCAUCAAGUCCGCCAGCGACAGAGGCAUCCUGAUGUUCUGCUCCGCCAGCGACAACGGCGCCAACUUCCGGGACACUUUCCCUGCCAAAGCCACGCAAAGCAUCUUCAAGAUCGGGGCAGCCAAAGACUCCGGCGCCGUAGACGAGUGGGUCGGCGAUCUGAACCGGAUCGACUUUACUUUUCCCGGCAACAAGGUCGACCUCGAGGGGAGACAAGUAUCCGGCUCGUCGGUCGCCACGGCCCACGCUGCGGGACUCGCUGCGCUUAUUCUGUACUGUGUCCAGGUGCGGCUGUUUUUGGCGACGGAUAAGGCGGAAAAGGCGCAGGCUAAGGAGGACUUUGAGGCGAUGAGGAAACAUGCGAAGAUGUACAAGACGUUUAAUGAGACGAUUGGCACGACGGCGGAGAGUAAGCACAAGUUUGUGAAAGUGUGGGAGACGUUUGGGGCGCCGUGUCAGAAGCAGGAUAAGCAGCCGGAUCGACUGCUGGAGCUGGUUGCUGAGGUGGGGACUAAGCUUUGUAUGAAGCUGUGA